Argentina anserina (silverweed cinquefoil) is the source of this 2491-nucleotide messenger RNA. Its product is annotated as cleavage and polyadenylation specificity factor subunit 2. The coding region runs from base 2 to 2221 and encodes 739 amino acids. Gene Ontology annotation, molecular function: RNA binding. The transcript is spliced from 18 exons. NCBI's taxonomy places the organism in Eukaryota, Viridiplantae, Streptophyta, Magnoliopsida, Rosales, Rosaceae. Gene Ontology annotation, biological process: mRNA 3'-end processing by stem-loop binding and cleavage. Gene Ontology annotation, cellular component: mRNA cleavage and polyadenylation specificity factor complex. The record is from RefSeq and is a predicted model, not a curated record.
GAUGGGAACUUCGGUUCAGGUGACGCCGCUGUGCGGAGUCUACAAUGAGAAUCCACUCUCCUAUCUCGUCUCCAUUGACGGCUUCAACUUCCUCAUCGACUGUGGCUGGAACGACCACUUCGACCCCUCCCUCCUUCAACCUCUCUCCAGAGUCGCCUCCACCGUCGACGCCGUCCUGCUCUCACAUCCCGACACUCUCCACCUCGGCGCGCUUCCCUACGCCGCCAAGCACCUCGGCCUCGCCGCGCCGGUCUUCUCCACCGAGCCGGUUUACCGCCUCGGCCUUCUCACCAUGUACGAUCAGUACCUCUCUCGCAAGCAAGUUUCCGAGUUCGAUUUGUUUACUCUGGAUGAUAUUGAUUCUGCUUUCCAAAAUGUCACCAGGCUGACCAAUGCUCAGCAUCAUCAUCUCACCGGUAAAGGAGAGGGAAUUGUUAUCUCGCCGCAUGUGGCUGGGCAUUUGUUGGGAGGUACUGUGUGGAAGAUAACUAAGGAUGGGGAGGAUGUCAUAUAUGCUGUCGAUUUCAAUCAUCGGAAAGAGAAGCAUUUGAACGGAAUCAAUCAGUCAUCAUUUGUGCGGCCUGCUGUUCUGAUAACAGAUGCCUAUAAUGCUUUGAACAAUCAGCCUUAUAGACGCCAGAAGGACAGAGAAUUUACAGAGACUAUAAAGAAGACUCUAAGAUCUCAAGGAAAUGUGCUACUGCCUGUUGAUACUGCUGGGCGAGUUUUAGAACUUCUUCAAAUAUUGGAAUCUUGUUGGAAUGAGGAAAGUUUGCCUUUUCCCAUCUACUUCCUAACGUACGUUGCUUCUAGCACAAUUGAUUAUGUCAAAAGUUUCCUCGAGUGGAUGAGUGAUGCAAUGGCCAAGUCCUUUGAGACAACUAGAGACAAUGCUUUUAUUUUGAAGCGUGUGAAGCUUCUUGUUAACAAAAGUGAACUUGACAAUGCCCCAGAAGGCCCAAAGGUUGUUUUAGCAUCCAUGGCUAGUCUGGAAGCGGGUUUUUCUCACGAUAUAUUUGUCGAGUGGGCAACUGAUUCCAAAAAUCUUAUACUUUUUGCAGAACGAGCUCAGUUCGGCACAUUAGCUCGUAUGCUUCAGGCAGACCCACCUCCAAAAGCUGUUAAGGUCACCAUGUCCAAGAGGAUCCCUUUGGUUGGAGAGGAGCUGAUUGCUUAUGAAGAAGAGCAAAACCGAAUUAAAAAGGAGGAAGCUCUAAAGGCUAGUCUGAUUAAAGAGGAGGAGUUAAAAGCUUCUCAUGGGCCUGAUGUCAGCAUGAGUGAUCCAAUGGUUAUUGAUACAAACAAUGCGAAGUCUUUGCCAGACGUGGGUCCACGUGGUGGAGGAUGCAGAGACAUCUUAAUCGUCGGAUUUACUCCUCCUUCUACCAGUGUUGCUCCUAUGUUUCCCUUCUACGAAAAUAAUUCCGAGUGGGAUGACUUUGGGGAAGUCAUAAAUCCAGACGAUUAUGUUAUCAAGGAUGAAGACAUGAACCAAGGAGCAAUGCUUGUGGGAGGUGAUAUGGAUGGAAAAUUUGAUGAAGCCUCUGCUAGCUUAAUUCUUGACUCAAGGCCUUCGAAAGUUGUGUCGAGUGAAUUGACUGUGCCUGUGAAGUGCUUACUGAUAUAUAUGGACUUUGAGGGCCGUUCUGAUGCGAGAUCUGUUAAAUCGAUUCUUUCCCAUAUGGCUCCUCUAAAGCUUGUAUUGGUUCAUGGAACAGCUGAGGCCACUGAACAUUUGAAGCAACACUGCUUGAAACACGUAUGCCCUCAUGUCUAUGCUCCUCAACUUGAAGAAACAAUUGAUGUCACAUCCGAUUUAUGUGCUUAUAAGGUUCAACUGUCCGAGAGGCUCAUGAGUAACAUUAUCUUUAAGAAGCUUGGAGAGAAUGAAAUAGCUUGGUUCGAUUCUGAUGUAGGGAAGACAGAAGAUGAAAUGCUGUCUUUAAUACCCUGCUCAACUCCAGCUCCACCACAUAAACCAAUCCUAGUUGGUGACCUGAAAUUGGCCGAUUUCAAGCAAUUUCUUGCUGAUAAAGGGGUCCAGGUUGAAAUCGCUGGUGGGGCUUUGCGAUGUGGUGAACAUGUCACAAUUCGCAAGAUUGGGGAUGCAAGCCAUAAGGGUGGUGGUGCUGGUUCGCAGCAAAUUUUGAUCGACGGUCCAGCAUGUGAGGACUUUUACAUGAUAAGGGACUAUCUGUACUCGCACUUUUAUUUACUUUAGAGUUUAGGAAAGACCCAUUUAUUUACAACGUGAGAACUUUCCGGAUACGACCAACAUUCCCAAAAAAAAAAAAUCCAUAGUCAACAUCACUAUAUCACUUCCAUAAUUGAGCAACUCUAUUUGAUUAUUUGCCUCCUUUCAUCGAAGUGUAGCUGUCAUCUACUGCUGUUGCUACAGAUGUAUUAUUCAAAUCUUAACAUUUUUAUUAUUAGACUUGAAAUCAAGCCAAAUAUCAAUAGACUGCGGACACAUUUUUAUCCUUGCUUUAAA